Erigeron canadensis is the source of this 2500-nucleotide messenger RNA. Its product is annotated as GTP-binding protein BRASSINAZOLE INSENSITIVE PALE GREEN 2, chloroplastic-like. The transcript is spliced from 3 exons. The coding region runs from base 441 to 2165 and encodes 574 amino acids. The record is from RefSeq and is a predicted model, not a curated record. Gene Ontology annotation, molecular function: GTP binding. NCBI's taxonomy places the organism in Eukaryota, Viridiplantae, Streptophyta, Magnoliopsida, Asterales, Asteraceae. Gene Ontology annotation, cellular component: mitochondrion.
AUUUGGGCCAUCCAGGUUGACUCUUUUGAUCAGAGAUCGAGAGUCUUGCUUUUCUUUCGGCUUUGCUUUAACUGCCGUUGAGACUAAUUUUUCAAGGGUAGUAUUAUAGUCCGAAGGUCCUUAGGAAGCAGCCUUUCUACCGUUGGGUAGGGGUACAUCACACCUCCCUCAAACUCCGGCACUCGCCAGGAUUGAGUACCGUUGGUGGUGGUGUUGUAGGCUGACUCUUUUGAUCAAGUUCUAACAACCAGUAAUUUCAGAAUACUUGUCAGCAACUAUAUCAUUGUAUAUUUUAGAUGUAUUUCCAUUCUGUUGAAUUGCAGUUUUGGAUUGAGGUACAAAACUCAACAUUCCUGUUGAUUACUUUUGCUUCUUUUUUUUUUUUUUUUAUAUUAAUCAAGUGUUCCAUGGAAACAAAACUGUAAAACAAACACACAAAAAUGUUAUCCAGGAAAUUAUCUCCAUCAAAACUCAAAACCCUUUUUGCUUUUUUACCAUACAUAACCUAUACAUACACAAAACCUAUAUCUGACAACCCCAAUAUCAUAAACCCUAAACCAAAAAGAUUAAAUCUUUUAAACCCUACUAAAACCCUAACACCCCAAACCCUCAUUUGUAGACCUUUUUCAUCAAACCCAUCUUUAAGAGAUGGAAAUUAUGAUGAAAAAGCCUCGCAAACACUUCAAAUUUGCCCUGGAUGUGGUAUCACAAUGCAAGACUUGGACUCGAAAAAACCCGGGUUUUUUAUAACACCUUCUGUUAAAGAUUCAAAUUAUAAAAUACCCAUUGAUAAAAACCCAUUGGCAGAUGAAACCCAGAUCCCAGAUUCUCUUAAAAAAGGUUUCUUGAUUGAUUUUGAUGAAAAUCUUGAAAGUCAGAAGUUACCUGAAAGGCCGGUUGUUUGUGCUAGGUGUCAUAGUUUAAGGAAUUAUGGGAAGGUUAAGGAUCAAAGUGUCGAAAAUUUGUUGCCAGAUUUCGACUUUGAUCAUACUGUCGGAGGGAGGUUGAGUUCGGUUUCGGGUACUAGGACUGUGGUAGUUAUGGUUGUAGAUGCUGUAGAUUUUGAUGGAUCGUUUCCUAGAAAAGUUGCAGAGUUGAUUUCGAAUACGAUUGAUGACAAUUCUCGAGCUUGGAAAGAAGGAAAAUCAGGGAACUUGCCUAGAGUUGUGUUAGUUGUGACGAAAAUCGAUCUGUUGCCUGCAUCUAUAUCACCAACGGGCUUCGAGCAUUGGGUCAGGACUCGGGCUAGAGAAGGCGGGGCUAAUAAAUUGGCUAAAGUUCAUUUGGUGAGUGCUGUCAAGAAUUGGGGUUUGAAGAAUCUUGCAGAUGAUAUGGUGUCAAUGGCUGGACCACGAGGGCGUGUUUGGGUCAUUGGGGCACAGAAUGCUGGAAAAUCGACACUGAUUAAUGGGUUAGGGAAAUGCGUAGGAGGUAAAGUGAGUGUUUUGACUGAGGCUCCUGUGCCUGGGACUACAUUGGGGAUUGUUCGGGUGGAAGGUGUGUUAUCGGGCCAGGCUAAGUUGUUUGAUACACCAGGGCUGUUGAACCCACAUCAGAUUACUACACGGUUGACUCCUGAAGAACAGAAGUUGGUUAACAUUAGCAAGGAGUUGAAGCCGAGAACUUAUAGGAUAAAAGCUGGCCAUUCUGUUCAUAUUGCUGGUCUCAUGAGGCUUGACAUAGAAGAAUCAUCGGUGGAUUCUAUAUAUGUCACUGUGUGGGCAUCUCCUUAUCUUCCCCUGCAUAUGGGCAAAACAGAGAAGGCAUCAUCAAUGGUGGAAGAUCACUUUGGUAAUCAGUUACAGCCACCAAUAGGAAAGCAACGGGUCGGGGAGCUUGGAAGAUGGGUAAAGAAGGAAUUCAAUGUGCAUGGCAACACGUGGGAGUCUAGUUGUGUUGAUAUUGCUGCAGCUGGUCUUGGUUGGUUUGCCAUUGGACUAAAAGGUGAUGCCAAGCUUGGCGUUUGGACGUAUGAUGGUGUCGGAGUCACCCUUCGCAAUGCUUUGGUCCCUCAAAGAUCACACAAUUUUGAAGUCACUGGGUUUACCAUCUCAAAAAUCGUGUCCAAAGCCGAUAAAUCUAUGAACAAGCAACGCCACAAUGAUAAGAAGAGGAAAAUUGGUGAUUCAGAAACAGAAGUCACUAAUGCUGGACUUAAUAUCUGACUUCAUAUUUUAAGGGUUACCAUCUGAAGAAAAAGUGAUGUCAAUGGCGAGUGGUGUAUUGACAUACAUCCUUGUUUGUAAAGAAAUUCAUGAUCUUAUGAUAAUUUGAAGGAAGCCUUUGUUGAGGUUUAUAGAUUAUUGACCGACUGUAAGGAGAGGUCAGUGGAACCCGUAUAUACUGGUAUGGACCAAAACGAGUCUGAGUUGGAAUGGCUCAAAACAGUUUUAGCCAAAAGUUGUGAACUCUUUUUUAUAUAUAAACUGUACUGUAUACUGUAUUAUACUAUUUCAAUAUAAUCUAGCGAAUAAGGAACACCCAAGGCAUCUUUGUAUCA